Molecule: messenger RNA, 660 nt
Organism: Dentiscutata heterogama
Lineage: Eukaryota; Fungi; Glomeromycota; Glomeromycetes; Diversisporales; Gigasporaceae
Source: the annotation of a GenBank genome assembly
UUCGUUAAAACUCACCCACACGAUAACCUUGGAUAAUAAUCACACUGAAGUGCAUAAGUGGUCUCGAAAAGUUAAUAACGUCAUGCCAGCUACUUCACCCACCGCGGUGCGCCCUUCAAAAUACACCCUGAAUAAGGACAGACAGGGCGCGUCAACGGCAUCAACCACAACAAACCGAUCCACAUCAAAAAUGUAUGGUGCCAUGACGAUAACGGUGCAGGAACAAAUUCAAAAUUUACAAAAUUCAUCCGAGGCUAAAAAGAAGAAUCUUCCUCAACGACCUAUAACUCCUUAUGGAAGUCAUUCUAAAAAUGUUAUAGAGGGAAAUAAAGCUGUCUCUAAAAAAAUAAUAAGAAGAGAGGAAUCCCCUCCGGCCUCACCUCGUUCCAGACCUGUUACUCCUCAUGAUGUUCAACAACGUAGGCCUAUUACCCCAAGUACCUCAAAGGAAAAAAGACCAACAAGUGGUAUUUUAAAGAAGAAGCUUCCCACUCCUCAAGAUACUACCCAAAAAUCUCCUGCUACUGUUUCUGCUCAUACUUCUUCUCAUCAAGCUACAGCUCAUCGUCGAUCUCAUGAACGUGUUGUUGUUUCUCCUGAUAAAUCUUUAUUGGAAGAAAACAGAAAAUUAAAACGUCAAUUGGCUGAUUAUGAAGAAAG